Messenger RNA from Prunus dulcis (almond), 2044 nucleotides. RefSeq names its product sucrose transport protein. Gene Ontology annotation, biological process: sucrose transport. NCBI's taxonomy places the organism in Eukaryota, Viridiplantae, Streptophyta, Magnoliopsida, Rosales, Rosaceae. Gene Ontology annotation, cellular component: plasma membrane; vacuole. The coding region runs from base 289 to 1824 and encodes 511 amino acids. The transcript has 4 exons. Gene Ontology annotation, molecular function: sucrose:proton symporter activity. The record is from RefSeq and is a predicted model, not a curated record.
AAAAGGAUUAGACCGUAAUUAAGCCGGAAAGGAAAGAAGAGGUAUUCAUGGCUGUUUUCUACACUUGGCAACAAUAAUUCAAUGUAUUCCACGACUCACCCUCUGAAUCCAUUCAUCAACUUCAAAACGGAUAAGACCGAACCUCAGUCGCCUCCGUCAAUAAAUUUGCAUGCAACCAACAUAAACAAACCACAACACACUCUCUUCACUUUCCAUAUCUUCUCUCACUCAAGAAAUUUCCCCCUCUUCCCCGGCAGAGCGACAUAGAGAGAGAAAGUGAUUGUAGUCAUGGAAGUUGAAACCGCGAAAUCCCCGUCGCAGAAGGCAGCAGCCCCGCUGCUGAAAAUCAUAUUAGUAGCCUCAAUUGCCGCAGGAGUCCAGUUCGGGUGGGCCCUACAGCUCUCCCUCCUCACGCCCUACAUCCAGCUCCUCGGCGUCCCCCACACCUGGUCCGCCUUCGUCUGGCUCUGUGGGCCCAUCUCCGGGAUGAUCGUCCAGCCUAUCGUCGGCUACCACAGCGACCGCUGCACCUCCCGCUUCGGCCGCCGCCGCCCCUUCAUCGCCGCUGGCUCUGGCCUCGUCGCCGUCUCCGUCUUCCUCAUCGGCUACGCCGCCGACAUCGGCCACCUCAGCGGUGACUCCCUCGAGAAGUCGACCAAGCCCCGAGCCGUCGCCGUCUUCGUCGUCGGGUUCUGGAUCCUCGACGUCGCCAACAACAUGCUGCAGGGCCCGUGCCGUGCUCUCCUCGCAGACAUCUCCGGUGACGACCCGAAGAGAAUGCGGACCUCCAACUCCCUGUUUGCGUUCUUCAUGGCGGUCGGCAACGUCUUGGGGUACGCGGCCGGGGCCUACUCCCACCUCCACAAGAUGUUCCCCUUCACCAUAACCAAAGCAUGCGACGUCUACUGCGCCAACCUCAAGAGCUGCUUCUUCCUUUCCAUCACUCUCCUCCUCGUCCUCACCAUCGUGGCCUUGACGUCGGUGAAGGAAACGACGCCGAAUGACGGCGUCGUCGCGGAGGGGGAGAUCGAGCCCCAGUCAACGACAGCUAAGUCCGUGCCGUUUUUCGGUCAAAUGAUUGCGGCGUUCAGGGAGCUGCGGAGGCCAAUGCUGGUGUUGCUUCUGGUGACGUGUCUCAAUUGGGUUGCAUGGUUCCCGUUCUUGCUAUUCGACACUGAUUGGAUGGGGCGGGAGGUGUACGGAGGCCAAGUUGGGAAGGGGCGGUUGUACGAUUUGGGGGUGAGGGCUGGUGCCCUUGGGCUGAUGCUAAACGCCGUCGUUUUGGGGUUCAUGUCGCUUGCCAUUGAGCCUCUGGGCCGGUGGGUUGGUGGGGUCAAGCGAUUGUGGGGCAUUGUCAACUUCCUGCUGGCUAUCUGUUUGGCAAUGACUGUUUUGAUCACUAAAUUGGCCCAAUCGAGUCGGCACGCUGCUAUCGCUGCGGGGCAUGGCGGAGCUGAGCCCCCGCCGCCAACUGCUGGUGUCAAGGCCGGUGCACUGACGCUGUUUGCGGUGCUGGGUAUUCCUCAGGCGGUGACCUUCAGUAUUCCCUUCGCUCUGGCAUCCAUAUUUUCUAGCACUUCUGGUGCAGGCCAAGGGCUUUCUUUGGGAGUCUUAAACCUUGCAAUUGUCAUACCACAGAUGUUCGUGUCAGUAACAAGUGGACCUUGGGAUGAUUUGUUCGGAGGCGGGAAUUUACCAGCUUUUAUUGCGGGAGCCGUAGCGGCUGUAGCAAGUGGAGUAUUGGCUCUCUUUAUGCUUCCAUCUCCGCCGGCUGAUCUGCCGUCUAAUAAAAAUGCAAGACCUAUAGCUGCUGGGUUUCAUUGAUUUUCUUUGGCCCAGCUAGCUAGCUAGUUAUAUAAUGUGGAGUUGAUCAACUCUUUUUUUGUUUGUUUUUUUUUUUUUUUUUUUCCCUUAACCUUAACAGGUUUUGUAUAAUAGGAAUCGAAUGAUGUUUAACUAUAUUGCCAGCCUUUAAUGGCAUAGCAAUUACUGUAUCCAUGCGUAAGCAUCAUAUAUAGUUGCAGUUCGUUCUUCGUUCUUCUUC